UAUUUUCCGAAUCCCGUCACUCAUUUUUCUAAUGUUCCGAAUCCAGUCAGUCAUUUUUCCUGAACUUCCUUUCGCGUUCAGUCCGCGGCUUGACACAAGGCAUGUGUCGUCAGCGAGAGGUUUGUCAGCUUUCCCUUCUUCGCUUCUCCGUCUGUCUGGAGCUGAUUCUCCUCUGCACGCCGACCAGCUUUCCUUCUGUCUGCUCUCGGGCCUCCGACACGCUAAUUCUUUCGGAUUGGCCAUCUAUAUGAUGCUGGCCGUCAGCGCGGCUGCCGCCCUAUGAUUAUUGAGCUCGUCUACCUUUGGGCAGGUGGUGGUCAAAGAUGGGAGUCGCAACCGUGAAAAAUGAGCUGGCAAACUGAAGAAAUCGCAAGCAACACCCAGGUUGCGACACUCUGCCCUGCGCCUGUUGUUGCUGAAAAUUGAAAACAGCAGGCCGGGUGGACGGGAUCUUUCUAAGUGUGUUGUCCUCUGUGUCGGGUGCUGCUCGUUGCGCUUUUACCGCUGCUCUAUGGUGAGCAAUACCAUGUCAACCUGUUGUGGGCCGAGCAAAGCGUGUAUUCAGGGAGGGAAACGUAUUUUUUGCGAUGACAUCACGAAUAGAACAAGCGAAAAAAGUCGGGGUUUCUUUUCACCGUUCCGUGUUUUGACUCCGUGGAACUUGGGUUCUGAUAAGAACGGGCCUUUUUAUACUGCCGAAAAGGGUGGUUGUGAAUCAUCUCGUCGAGUGAGCAUGUCGUUCGUUUUGACAGGCUUCUUCACAAGCAGCAUCGCAUCAACAACAACGCAGAUCGCGCACAGCAGAGCAGUUUUGCGGGAUACUUAUUUGAACGGAUCUUCAAAGACUACACUGUAUAGUGUGCAUAUCCGCUCCCGGCGCAAGUUAUAUACAGGCCAGUACAUAUAAUUCCAUAUCGCGGCGGAGGAACUCAUCAUCAUCAUCAGACACUACAUGCUUGCCUUCUGCCACAUAGCAUCCAUACUCCAGUACCGCCACACACAACAAACGAUCGGCACACACUCACCACUUAGACAAUGGAUGGGAGUGCGCGCGCUUUCCCGAUACAUGUACACGCGCAGGCCGCACCACAACAUGCUUGACAUGCAGCUAGCUGUGCUUUGUAUACGCAGAGAGCAGCACACAGCAGGAGGUGCAGUAGUUCUCGCUUUCUGUCUCUCUCUCUGGUCUCGGUCUCUCUCUCUCCCUCUCUCGCCGGCUGUCUGCCUCUAUUUAUCUCUCUUCCGCGGGGGAUCUUUCGAUUCUUCUUUGUACACAGACAGCUAGCUUUCUGUGCUCUCUUCCUCGUGCCCCGCGCAACCACUCUGCGCACACACUCUACGCAAACGCUACGCCGCCGUAGCUUCUUCGCGUUCCGUUGGUGGGGUGUAUACACGGCGACACGGUGUUACAAACGGUUCUUUCCAAAAAGAGUAGAACUCAGCGAACACAGCGAGCUGCUUUCUCGAUACAUGUACACGCGCGCGCUGCACGACACAUACAUACAUACAUGCAUGCAUGCAUACAUACAUACAUGUCGCAAACUGCUGUGCGUUGUUUGCAAGCACAUCACACACCAAUUUUUUUUUGUCUUUCGGCUGUCUGUAUGCAUACUACUGUAGUUUGGACUCUUUCUAUGCAAGACACUCUGUACCGCAGCCGCCGUGAAGAAAACAAAAGGUGCACUUCUUGAACCGCUCUCUCUCUCAGCUGAAUAACACGCUGUGCUUUCCGACAGUCUGUCAGAGCAGUCCACAACAGUGCCUAUGUACAAGGUCAGGCGACUACGGCUCUCGCUUUCCUCUGUCUGUCUGUCUG
Messenger RNA from Ectocarpus sp. CCAP 1310/34, 1816 nucleotides. The record is from the annotation of a GenBank genome assembly. Lineage: Eukaryota; Phaeophyceae; Ectocarpales; Ectocarpaceae.